AUGUCUAAUCCACUUGCUGUUGAUGUCCCAACUGCUACCAAAUUGCACAAUGUUGCUCAAUGGCGCUCAAUGGCUCUUCCAGCAGCCACCUUCUCCAAGACUGUUUGAUCAAGAGAAAAAUGGAUUUUCACAAAACUUCCAGCCAUUCAUGAAGAUAGAAAACUCUUGCACAAUUCCUGACGAUCUCCACGAAGAAAUGAUGAGAUUGAAAAGAGAAGAAAAUGCAUUCAAAACGGCUCUUUGCAAGACGUUUCAGCUCACACGGACAUGCUCAGGGAGCAAUGCAAAUUUGCUCACAGUGUAGAUGAGCUGAAGUUAAAACAGAACGUAUACUUUGAGCUCAAGAAUUUCUAAUUUAAGUAUUAAAUUUUUCAGAAUCGUGGAGUCAACCACCCAAAAUAUAAAACUAUGCUUUGUGACAAUUUCUCUAGAACUGGACACUGCAAAUAUGGGACAAAGUGUCAGUUUAUUCACAGAUCUGUUGAGCCAACUCCAGCGCAAAAUCCAUUGCUACACCAGUUUUCUCUGUGGUUUGCUCCUCCAUCGGGUCUUGCUCAAGCAUCUCUUUCCAGCUCCACGACCGACAGAACUGACUUCUCUUAA
Molecule: messenger RNA, 603 nt
Organism: Caenorhabditis elegans
Lineage: Eukaryota; Metazoa; Nematoda; Chromadorea; Rhabditida; Rhabditidae
Source: the annotation of a RefSeq genome assembly